AUGAGCGACUCUGCUGUUGAAAAGGUUACCAAGGAACUCUCUGAGCUCGAUGCAAAAGAUGCUGCUGCCACUAGCGGUCAAGAACAAGUUGUUACACCAUGGGAUGUCGCUGGUGCUGUCGAUGAGCAAGGUGUUGCACAAUCUAUUGAUUAUGAAAAGUUGAUUACACAGUUCGGCACCAAACCAGUUAACCAAGAAACUCUAGAAAGAUUUGAAAGAGUCACUGGUCACAAACCACAUCAUUUUAUGCGUAAGGGCUAUUUCUUCUCUGAACGUGAUUUCAAUAAGAUUUUAGAUCUCUAUCAACAAGGUAAGCCAUUUUUCUUAUAUACUGGUAGAGGUCCAUCAAGUGAUUCCAUGCACAUGGGUCAUAUGAUUCCUUUUGUUUUCACUAAAUGGUUGCAAGAUGUAUUCGAUGUUCCAUUAGUUAUUGAAUUGACUGAUGAUGAAAAGUUCUUAUUCAAGCAUAAAUUAACCAUUGCUGAUGUAAAAAAGUUUGCUAUUGAGAAUGCUAAGGAUAUUGUAGCCGUUGGUUUCAACCCUGAAAACACUUUCAUCUUUUCUGAUUUACAAUAUAUGGGUAGCGGUUUCUAUGAAACCGUUGUUCGUGUUUCAAGACAGAUUACUGGUUCUACAGCAAAGGCUGUUUUUGGUUUCAAUGAUUCUGAUUGUAUUGGUAAAUUCCAUUUUGCAUCCAUCCAAAUUGCUUCUGCUUUCCCAAGCUCUUUCCCAGAUGUCCUUGGCUUGCCAGACAAGACACAAUGUUUGAUUCCAUGUGCCAUUGAUCAAGAUCCAUAUUUCAGAGUGUGCAGAGACGUUGCAGAAAAGCUAAAGUUUGCUAAACCAGCUUUAUUGCAUUCCAAGUUCUUCCCAGCUUUACAAGGGUCUACCACUAAGAUGUCUGCAUCCGACGACAGUUCUGCCAUUUUUAUGACUGAUACACCAAAACAAAUCCAAAAGAAAAUUAACAAAUAUGCGUUCAGCGGGGGUCAAGUUUCUAUUGAUUUACACAGGCAGUUAGGCGGUAACCCAGAUGUUGAUGUUGCAUAUCAAUAUUUGGCUUUCUUCAAAGAUGAUGACGAAUUUUUGAAAGAAUGUUAUGAUAAGUAUAAAUCUGGUGAGUUAUUAUCGGGUGAAAUGAAGAAAUUAUGUAUUGAAGUAUUACAAGAAUUUGUUAAGGCAUUCCAAGAUCGUAGAAAACAAGUUGACGAAGAAUUACUAGAAAAAUUCAUGAAGCCACACAAGUUAGUUUGGGGUCAAAAGGAAAGAUUAGUUCCAGUAAAGCCAAAGGAACCAAAGAAAGAUUCUAAAAAGAAAUAA
Messenger RNA from Kazachstania africana CBS 2517, 1320 nucleotides. RefSeq names its product tryptophan--tRNA ligase WRS1 (gene WRS1). NCBI's taxonomy places the organism in Eukaryota, Fungi, Ascomycota, Saccharomycetes, Saccharomycetales, Saccharomycetaceae. Gene Ontology annotation, cellular component: cytoplasm. The record is from RefSeq and is a predicted model, not a curated record. Gene Ontology annotation, biological process: tryptophanyl-tRNA aminoacylation. Gene Ontology annotation, molecular function: ATP binding; tryptophan-tRNA ligase activity. The transcript has a single exon. The coding region runs from base 1 to 1320 and encodes 439 amino acids.